Molecule: messenger RNA, 1728 nt
Organism: Linnemannia hyalina
Lineage: Eukaryota; Fungi; Mortierellomycota; Mortierellomycetes; Mortierellales; Mortierellaceae
Source: the annotation of a GenBank genome assembly
AUGGCCCCACAACAUGUCACAACCAUCCUCCUCGCAGAGUUCGACAUCGACCAGGGCUCAGUCUUGACCCACCAGUACCCAGCCAACAUCACCUCCGACAACCAUGUACUAGCCGAACUCAUGUUGCCUGACGGUGCCCAUCUCAGGCCCGCUGACUGGACCAUCUUUUUCCUCAACCGGGCCAAGCCUGCACCUUGGAACGGCAAUACCGUCGCUGCAGACAAUGGCGAAAACCCUCUUCUCUAUGUCCUUAAUUUGGUCCGCACCAACCAUGAUGCAUCUAUCCGAAGAGGUGCAGCUGUCAAAGCCAUGGCGAUCUGUACAACUCACCAAUAUCUUCAUGUCUACAAGCCUGUACUUCUCCUCGCCCUCGAGAACUACUUCAAAAACCCUUCGAUUGAGGUUUUAAAGACCCUCUACGAAUCCGUCAACUCAAUGCAACUCGAUCCCCCAGAACUUUCACCCUACGAGCGCAUGAUCCUCAGAUCUUCCGACAAUAAGGAGCUUUUUAUUGAAAAGUUUGAAGCGGCAGGAGGCAGUGAGGAUGUACCGGCCAAGGUCGAUGUUGCACAUGGACUUGGGAUUGUUGUUGGACAGACACCAUUAAAGGGCAAGGACGGAGGGGCGCCAGCAGCAGCUAUGGCUAGGAACAGGGAUUGUCAAUUCUACGAAACCAAGGUCGUCUACGAUGGAAUCAAGAUCCCUAUCAGAGUGCCUUUGAGCAUCAACCCAGAAGAAGUCGGAGAGUUUUCGCUUAUCAAACUUAUCACGACCUUCAGCCCAUCAUCGCCCUCGCCCAAUCCUCACCCUUUUCACCCACAUCUGGACUCGAACGGCUCCAACACUCACCCCAUCAUGCUGCUGAUGAAUGCCCUCUUGACAGGCAAACGGGUUAUUUUUCUCGGGAACGGCCAUCCUGCUGGUGACGUUGCCAACUUUGUACUUGCCGCAUGCGCACUGGGAAGUGGCUCUGGCGGCGUCCUGCGUGGCUUCCCAGAGCGUGCAUACCCAUAUACAAACCUGGCCGGUAUCGACCAUCUCUUGACAUGCAAAGGGUUCAUCGCAGGAGUGACCAACCAGCUUUUUGAGGACAGAACGGCUUGGUGGGAUGUUCUCUGCAAUAUUGACACAGGAAAGAUUACCGUCAGCAAAGACAUCUCCCCCAUCGCAUUUUCGUCGUCCCACUCCGGACAUUAUGAUGAUACACGAGCAACUCCUAUGUUCAGCACCGGAGCAACAACUCAGUCUAGCAGCAAGCACGACAAUGGCGAUAACGAUUUUAUGGCAGACAUUCUCAGCGCAAUUCAAGCACACUAUGGAGAAAUGGUGAUUCGCGCCAGGUUUCAAGAGUAUGUCACCCGCUUUGUUCAACUAGCCUCUCAGUACGAAGAUCAGACCUAUGGCCAGACAACCAUCGGCAUCAACCGUAUCAACACUCCCGAGUCCAGCAAGUAUAUGGGCACUGGUUUGGUCUUUUCCGACGAAAGCUCUAGAUUGAAGGAGGUAGCAGCGAACGCUUCAAGAAUUGAAGGCUGGCGCGCUACAACCAGUUACAAAUAUCUGCAAGAGACUGGACGCGUUUAUAUUCGAUCGCUCAACCGAUUCGAAAGAAACACCUAUGAGCGACUCGCAAACGAGACUGCCGCACAAGAGGAAAUGUCGAUCCGGCAGUUGCAUGCAGCACGUCUCUCCGGGUCUACUAAUUCGCAGAGUUCGUUUUCGCCUUAA